This is a messenger RNA of Zophobas morio, 2295 nucleotides long. Its product is annotated as probable cytochrome P450 4d14. The record is from RefSeq and is a predicted model, not a curated record. NCBI's taxonomy places the organism in Eukaryota, Metazoa, Arthropoda, Insecta, Coleoptera, Tenebrionidae. The coding region runs from base 1 to 2295 and encodes 764 amino acids. The transcript is spliced from 10 exons. Gene Ontology annotation, molecular function: oxidoreductase activity, acting on paired donors, with incorporation or reduction of molecular oxygen; iron ion binding; monooxygenase activity.
AUGGCCACUUGCAUCAACCGAAGACUAAAGCAGCAUAUGGAAAAAAUAGUAGGAGAAUAUCAAGCAGGGUUUAGGAAAAAUAGAUCUACUGUAGACCAGAUAUUUAUAUUGAAGCAACUACAAGAAGUACAUUACGAGCAGGGAAUCAACUUAUAUCUGCUGUUCAUAGACUUUAAAAUAGCCUACGACACGGUUAACAGGAAAAAACUGCUAGAAGCCAUGAAAGAACUGGGAGUCCCAAGAAAACUAAUAAAACUGACAAAGAUGACCCUGCAGAGCACCAGAAACAGAGUCAGGAUAAAUGGUCUGUUAUCAGAACCAUUCCAAGUAAGAACAGGACUCCGGCAAGGAGAUCCAAUAUCAACUACCCUGUUCAAUCUAGCACUCGAAGCAAUAAUAAGGAGAAGUGGCAUCCACAGAACGAGCACAAUAUACGAAAAAAGACACCAAAAUAUAGCCUUUGCAGAUGACGUGACAUGUUUAACGAGAACAGAAGCAGAAAUGAAGAAAAUGACAAAAAAUCUAAUCAGAGAAGCGAAACGAAUGGGUUUAGCGAUCAACCAAGAGAAAACGAAGUUUAUGAAGAUGGAAACAAAACAAACCCCAGCAAAACCACCGAAAGUAACUACAGAAGAAGGAACAACAUACGAAUUCGAAGAAGUAAAUAGAUUCAAAUAUCUAGGAGUAGUAAUUACAAACAAAAACGGUCAGCCGAAGACGAAUUUGUAUUUUUAUCCGCCUCUGACUAUUACAGUAACUAUGUAUAAACUAUUUUCGGCGCAACUUGGGCUGGCUCUUCUUAACAAUCGCUGGACUCGUGGUUCGACUGAAUGCCUCUGUUCCCCAUUGUGGCCUCUAUUUAAACCUAUUCAUGCCUCUCGAUCGAUCCAGAACGCCGCGUUUUCUGGGCCCGCAAUCGAGAUUUCCGAUUUGUGUUACAUUUUCGGAAUUGGAAAAGCUCAGCACUGUGUUAGAGUAGAAGCUCUACAUGCCCUGAACAAAUUCUUCAGCUACGGCAAAACAGUAAAAAUCAGGCUUGGUCCGACCAUUUUCCCCAUUACGGAAGGUCUGGCAACGGAAGAUUACAACCUCACCGAAUUUAUUCUCAGCAGCAACAAGUUUCUCAAAAAGUCUUUAAACUACUACUUUUUCAGAAGUUGGUUGGGAAACGGUUUGCUAAAACCGACUUCAGGCAACCACUGGAAGAAGCAGAGGAAAAUUUUGACCCCAACUUUCCAUUUUGAGAUACUCAAAGAAUUCGUCGACGUGUUCGAAUCAGUCGGGAACGUUCUUGUUGACAAACUGGAGAAGUACGAUGGACAUCCGAGCGUUGAUUUACACCCAUUGGUCUCUUUAUGCACGCUGGAUGUUAUUUGUGAAACUGCCAUGGGUACAAAAAUCAACGUCCAGAGUGGGCAAAAUUCUCAGUACGUGCAAAGCGUGAAAGUGAUGUGCAGAAUCAUCAUGGAGCGACUUUUUUCGCCCAUAAAAUUUUUUGACUUGACGUUCUUCUUGUCCAAGGACUAUUACAUUCAAAGAAAAGCGCUGAAAAUUUUGCAUGGUUUUACGAUGGGUGUGAUUAAUUCCAAGCAGAAGACACCCAUUAACACGACAACGAAGAAAAUGGCUUUCUUAGACUUGCUUUUGAAGAUUUCUAGGGACGAAAAUGCUCUCAGUGUGGACGAAAUUCGAGAAGAGGUUGACACAUUCAUGUUUGAGGGACACGAUACAACAGCUUCUGGAAUUUCCUUCACGUUGUACUGUUUAGCUGAACAUUCUGAAGUCCAGGAAAAAGUCCUCGAAGAACAGAAAGCGUUAUUUGGAAACGAAAAAAAUCCAGUGGUUACUUAUUCCGAACUGCAAAGAAUGAAAUAUUUAGAAUAUCUAAUCAAAGAAGUUCUCCGUUUGUAUCCCUCAGUUCCAGUAGUCGGAAGACUAGCACGCGAAGAAACAGAGUUUGAUGGCUAUCUAAUACCCAGACACACCAACAUCCUUAUCUCCAUUUUUCAUCUACACAGAAAUCCCAAUUAUUUUCCGGAUCCGGAGGACUUUAAACCUGAAAGAUUCGAACGUUUUGACGGUUCUUUUCCUCAUUCUUUUAUUCCGUUUAGCGCGGGUUCUAGGAACUGCAUCGGGCAAAAAUUCGCCGUUCUGGAGAUGAAAAGUGUUAUUUCGAAUAUAAUUAGACAUUUUGAGAUAAGGCCGACUUUUCCGAAGCACGAACUGGAAUUGUCACUGGCGGCUGUUUUGAAAUCGGAAAAUGGAGUCAAAGUGGUUUUAAGAAAGCGAGAUUAG